AUCGCAUCAAACAGCAGACUUCAGUGUCGUCAUUAUGUGCAUUCAACCCAGCCCGGUACAGAGGCGAUUUACAGCCAUGUAUAGGGUAUAGGCUGCUGUAGAUACUCGAUAAAGGGUCUGCAAAAGGGGUUAUUUUCACCAGGGGCUGCCGGCUGCUGGAAGUGUGAGGCUGGAGAUGAGCGGUCCCCAAGGGAAUAUGUCCUCGCUGGCAGAGGAAGAGAUUGACCCUAGGAACUGCUACCAUGAUGAGAUGGUGAAACUCGUUGAGAAUGGAGGUGCCAUCAUCAUCGAAGUGAGACGACCUGAUGAGAUCGCGGCAACGGGGAUGAUGAACAGGGCUUGCCAUAUUCCUUCUGGAAGUGUGAGGCUGGAGAUGAGCGGUCCCCAAGGGAAUAUGUCCUCGCUGGCAGAGGAAGAGAUUGACCCUAGGAACUGCUACCAUGAUGAGAUGGUGAAACUCGUUGAGAAUGGAGGUGCCAUCAUCAUCGAAGUGAGACGACCUGAUGAGAUCGCGGCAACGGGGAUGAUGAACAGGGCUUGCCAUAUUCCUUUGGAUGAAUUGAAAGAAGCGUUGAGUUUACCCGACGAUGAUCUAAAAGAAAAGUACGGAGUGGACAAACCUAACCCCGAUGGGUCUAAUGUUGUAUUCACCUGUCGAAGUGGAAGAAGGAGUCUCAUUGCGUUAGAGACAGCAAAGGACUUUGGAUACACAAAAGCAAGGCACUACCCAGGCGGCUGGAACAGUUGGGUUGAGAAAAACAAGCUCUGAAUAUCACAACAGCAUCAGCUAUAUAGGGUCUCAAAAUGCCUUGAAAAUCACCCGAAUUACAAACACUAAUAAUAGUGAAAAACGGUGCAUGACGAAAAGGGUUGAACAUUGACAUUGUACCAAACAUUAUUGCUAUUCGACCCUUUCAAUGGGUGAUUAUUUCAUUUUUAGUGUUUUAAGUAUAUUUUUAAUCUAAAAUUUCCGAACUUUCCACAUCACUUCCAUAACCGUGUGGUUGUCCUUUUUCCUAUCAUUUUGAGUGUUGGUUAUGGGAAAUUGGUUAUGAAUACUUUAUUUUGAUAAAUUUGGUAUUUGUUUCAAUGUUUUUUCAUGGGCGCAUUACAAGAAACUGGCAAUCAGUUGCAAGUCAAUAUCAGAUUGGAGGUGCCGUGGCCGAGUGGUCUGAGGCGCUUGAUUGAGGAUCGGGGUUCGAUUCCCGGCACAGUACUUAUGCCCUUGAGUAAGGCAUUUUUUUAUCCACAUUGCUGUUUAUCGCACAUGAAAUAAAUGAAAAUGCUAUAUAUGCAUUAUGAACACCGAUGUGUGGACUUGUUUUAAAAAAUGAUAAUAAUAAAAAAAUGAAAAUGAAAUAAAAUCCAGAAUCAGCCACAAGUCAAUCGCAAAUUUUCAGUUGAUUACUAUAAUCUGCAUUUUGCAGUAGAAGAUAACUAUUGUUCUAUAUGCAAUAUAAUAUUAAUUUCAAAUUUCUGAUUGAUCAUUGCAAUCAAUCAUUUCUUUCAACACCCCUUUAAAUUUCUAGGAUUUGAAAUAAAUCCAGAUUGGCUGUGGAUUGGGACCAGUCUAAUAUUGGAUUUAAUUUUAAUCCGGUAUAUUAUCUUUUCAAUCUCAAAAGAUUUUAAUUCAAAUCUUGUUGCUUUAUAUUUAAAUCCAUGCACACGGUUUAAAUCUGAAUCCAAUACAGUAUUCGGCUACAUUAUUCCAGCCGAAUCUAUGUAAAAUCCUUGGAAUUUACAUUGUAUUUUAGUUACAGAGUCAAUAAAUUAUGGUAUAGUAAUAAUAGUGUAGGUACCAGCAUGAAUAUCCAUGGUUGAUGUAUCGUGAUAAAUUGUAUUCAAGCAUCAAUGUUAAGUUUUAAAGGCGGGGGUUUGGCAUGGAUAUAUGUAUUACCAGUGGGUUUGAUAACCCCAGAGUAUGAGCUGCAUCGCACAAUAUAUCGCAAAAAUGAAGUUCAUAAUUCUUAUAUGCGAUGUCUUUAACCGUCAUUUUCAGGGUGAUACAUUCGUCUGAGACGUCUUCCAUUGCAUGCUACCAUGGACCUAUCACAUGCUACAGAGAAGUUUAGAAACCAAUCUCUGGAAUUUUUGUUCAUUAUGCGAGCCCAAUAAUCAAUUUGGCGUUAAAGAGUUAAAUUAGAGGUUAAAAAUAUAAAUUAGAGGACUUGCGAGUGUGAACCUCGUCGGAACUUUACACUAAUUAAUGCACACCAUACGACUGUCCUAUCAGGGUAAAUUUAAAUGAAUUAGGAUGCUUUUCGGUGAUAAAUUUCAAGUAAAACAAUAUUACUAACUAAUGUAUAUUACAAUACUACUACUAUUACUACUGCUAUGCUAGUACUAUACUAAGGUACACAGCAAAAACUGUGGUGUUAACAGGUACAUAGAGGACCACACCAGCUAUUUUACACCAGUGUUGAAUUGACAGUGUUAGUUUAACACCUGUAGGUGUUAUUACAACACCUUUGGUUGUUACAUUUACACUCUUUGGUGUUAUGUUCAAUCUCUAGGGUGUAAUUUUAACACCCCAGGGUGUGGUCCUCUAUAAACACCAACUGGUGUCAGUUUUAACACCACAGUUUUUACAGUGUACUACUAUGCUACUAUAUACUACCCUUGUCCUACUUCUACUAAUACUACUACGUUACUAUACUAUGUACUUUUACUAUGCCGCUACUUUUACCAUUGCAGUAUUAGGAUCAUAAUAAAUGUUGCUGUUUUUAUACCGUUUGUGUAUAUACUGUACAACAAUAUAAUAUAUCAGCACUGAUGUGUUUUGUAGUGUAGAUCACAUUGUUACAUAUUCAUUAAGAUAAUUAUCUCAUCCAACUUUUAGUUUUAAUAAUGUAUGCACUGCAAUGCGUGUAAAAUGUCGAGUCUCAUUUUACAAUCGUCAGCUGAUCGUAGUUGGUAAACUAGCUACCACUAUUCUAUUCAACCCAAUUACUAUUUAUUUUUCAUAAUUAUCAAACACUUCAAUAAUUUGAUGGAUUUUCUCUUAAUCUGUCCUUUAAUCGCUUUAUUGAAAUACUUUUUACAUUCUAUAAUAUUAAUUUUACUUGCUUGUUUUUCUUUUGCUGUCCGUAUGAAAACGAACUUUUACAAUACUAACCGGCAUAAGCUCCCUCUGCAGUCGUGUCUGCUUCAAACUUUUAUUUUCUUAGUAUGAAUUUUAUGAUUAGGCCUAUAUAUGUGACAUGUUAUGUAGAACUUUGUGUAUCCUAUAUAACACAUAAUUCCAAUUUGCAGUGAAAUGUCAAGAACAUUGCUUAUUUAUUUCUGUUUAUUUCAGGUAUCGUGAUAAGGGAAUAUUUUAAACAAGUGUAUGUAUAUACUUGUACAUGUAAUUCUUUUAUAAGCACCUAUUUUGUGUCAAAACAUGCAGCAUGUACAAAUCAUAAAUGCAGGAUUUUGUGUAUAGAGUUGAGCUUCUGUUUAAUUCCACAUCGAAGUACAUGGUUUUUUUUUAAUCAUAUUAAGAUUGAGAAUAAAAUGCAAUAAUUUUAAGGCACACUGAAACAUAGAAGAUAAUUUUAUCUUAUAUUAUGAAGGUAAAUAAAGUAAAUUUUGUAUAAUAUGUAUUUUAUUAAAACUGCAUAUGUUUUUUUA
Molecule: messenger RNA, 3612 nt
Organism: Lytechinus pictus (painted urchin)
Lineage: Eukaryota; Metazoa; Echinodermata; Echinoidea; Temnopleuroida; Toxopneustidae
Product: rhodanese domain-containing protein CG4456-like
Exons: 5
Coding region: 176-769 (197 amino acids)
Source: RefSeq, a predicted model, not a curated record